Molecule: messenger RNA, 2315 nt
Organism: Tachysurus vachellii
Lineage: Eukaryota; Metazoa; Chordata; Actinopteri; Siluriformes; Bagridae
Gene: proca1
Product: protein interacting with cyclin A1
Exons: 4
Coding region: 37-2181 (714 amino acids)
Biological process (GO): phospholipid metabolic process; arachidonate secretion
Molecular function (GO): A2-type glycerophospholipase activity
Source: RefSeq, a predicted model, not a curated record
UCUCAGGAUCCGUGGUGCUGAAAGCGCACAGCUGCCAUGUGGUCACUUCUUUUCCUGUUUCUGUCUUACUUAGACGGAGACUUUGUUAAAGGCGAACCUUCCGCUUUAGACGCGGAAAAAGAUUCAUAUUUUCUGCUCAAUACGACUACAUGUGCUAACACGUCGGCGUGCCGUGUGCAUUUGAGUCAUCGGAAAGCCGACGGUGAAAGACAAGAGGCUCAAGACGCGUCCGGCGACAUACAGACACUGAGGAGAUCCAAACGGGGCUUCACUUAUCCAGGGACUCUGUGGUGCGGCGCAGGAAACAUCGCCGAUAACUACGAUCAACUAGGAGAGUUUGCUGAGACGGACAGAUGCUGCCGUACACAUGACUAUUGUCCUCAUGUCAUUCAUGCAUUUUCUUCUAAAUAUGGCUUCACCAACUUUAAGUGGCAUUCCAUUUCACACUGUGACUGUGACAAUGCAAUGAAGCAGUGUCUGCGGGCGGUUAAUGAUACGUCAUCACGGGUGGUCGGCCAGGCUUUCUUUAAUGUGAUUGAAGUUCCCUGUUUUGAAUUCUCUCUUGAGGAGCAAUGCGUUGAGAGGCACUGGUAUGGAGUGUGUAAGAGAUAUGACAAAAUGCCUGUUGCUGUGAUUAGAGAGUCAAUGCCAUAUGAUUUUGGAGGCAUUGAAGUUAUUGAUGUGUUGACUGUAGCACCUCCUAAGAUAAAAUUAUCUGAGAUAGAUGAAGGCAAGCAAGAAGAAUCUCAGAGGUCAGAAAGCACAACACAGUCAAGCACCUCAGGAUCUAAAAAUCCUCCACUAGAAGAGCCUUCACUUACAAAUGUUGUCACAGCAGCUGAGGACUUCAUCAAAGUACUUGCUACAGUUUCCACUUCACAAAGCUCGUCUACUGAUGGUGGUAACACAGGUGAAGCACAGGCCUCAGACAAGAAGAGGAAGAAGAAUGCAGGGAAAAAGAAGAAAGAUCAGAAGAAGAGAAGAGGAAAGGGGAAAGGGAAAAAGAGAAAGCAGAACGCAGGCAGGGUUCCAAAAGUCAAUGUCACUGUAUCUCCAUCUGCCAAUAGAGCAGAAGAUGUCAUCAACAAGAAAACUUAUGUGGGAGACUCUGGGAAUUUUGACUGGGUCAGCAAGAACGACAACUUCAUGAACAGCCAAUUCAGUCCUGUGGGAGACGCUGAGCACGGCAAUAAGAUGAUGAGGGAUGAGUAUCAGAAGACACCUGACGAGAGUCAAGUUGCCAUGACCACUGCACCAGAUGCAAAGCAAGAGGCUAAAAUGUUAAAACCACAAAAGCAAAUCAAGGAUAUGGAAUUUCUGCAACUCUUCCCCACAGUGACUGUCACCAGAAAAUCUACUCCCGCUAUACCGAAAGAAAGAGCGGCAAAAAGGAGGCAGAGACAUCCAACUCCAAAAUUCCUUCCUGUAAAAGACACCCUACAUAAUAUGAUGACAGAUAACACAGCAGUGAGUACAAAUAAAAGCACCAGCUUAGCAGGUCUGACAGCACAUACUCCCAUCAGUCUACCAGGGGAAAAGGCACCGCACAACGUCGAGUCCCAGCGUGAAAAGGGAUCUGCGUUUAAUGUCACCGCACAGAAUACACCCAUUGUUGGAGCCAAAAGACUGAGGUCGAGGCAGAAAGGGGGGAGGAGGAAAAGUCGGAAGUCACAUAGCUCUUCCUCCCCCACAGACGCCUUAACAACAGAAGAACCAAAUGUUCUCCCUACUGACACAAUUCAAGAACUGACUGUUAGCCCAUUUCCUGAAUCACAGAAUGGAUCACAGAAGCUGCAGCCUAAUGGACCAAACAACUUUUCAGAAAAACCUACAAGAAGUGUGUCUGGUAGAAUUCGACUUAAAACAUUAAAGGGCACUGGGGUCAGAAAAAGUCCUCAACUACCCAAGUACAAUUCAUCGUUAACAGAGGGUGUUACCAAGGAAAGGGACGAGGGCCUAGCGAUCAUGGUUAUCAGUACCUCAACGGGAUCAGUUGUAACUGAUCUUGCUUCUCAGGCAAAGGAUGCUGAGGCAAGCACUGGGCAGCUUUUCUUUUCUAGACUACAGACUAUCACUCCAUCCAUGCCACUUCUCAAAACCAGAACAUCCAAGAGAAGAAGAUCAAAGGAGAGGGAUGCGAAGAGCAGACGAAAAAACAAAGGAGGAAAUACUCUGGUUUAACCAGAGUUGGUACCUGAAACAAAGUCAGUGGAAUGUGUCUUAGUAGUUAGCCUGUGUCAUGAUGUCCAGAGCUGUUAGUACAAUAAGAAAGACAUGAUUUUAAGUAUACUGUUUUUUACUACUCAGUGAUGAUA